Messenger RNA from Knipowitschia caucasica, 2898 nucleotides. The record is from the annotation of a GenBank genome assembly. Lineage: Eukaryota; Metazoa; Chordata; Actinopteri; Gobiiformes; Gobiidae.
AUGAGCUACAUCUCCAAAGUGUCCGGAGGAGGAGACAAAGUCCAGAGGGUCAAAGACAUCAUACUUCAGUCUAAUCCGCUGCUGGAGGCUUUUGGAAACGCAAAGACUGUGAGGAACAACAACUCCAGCCGCUUCGGGAAGUACGUGGAGAUCCAGUUCAGUUCUGGUGGAGCUCCAGAUGGAGGAAAGAUUUCCAACUUCCUCCUGGAGAAAAGCAGAGUGGUCUCUCAGAACCAUGGGGAGAGGAACUUCCACAUCUACUACCAGUUCUUGGACGGAGCGACUGCGGAGCAGCGGGAAAACCUGGGCGUGACAUCACCUGAUUACUACUUCUACCUCAACCAAUCAGGGACCUUCACCGUGGAUGAUGUCAUCGACAAGAAGGACUUUGCAGAAACCAUGGAGGCCAUGUCAGUGGUCGGACUCUCGGAUGAAGACCAGGACUCAGUUUUGCAGAUCGUGGCCUCGAUUCUUCACCUCGGAAACAUCAGCUUCAGAGAAGAGAACAACUAUGCCUCUGUGGAAAGUCCGGACUACCUGGCCUUCCCCUCCUUCCUCCUGGGGGUCCAGCAGGAGGCGCUGUGUUCGAAGCUGACCAGCAGAGUGAUGGACAGUAAGUGGGGCGGCCGCUCUGAGGUCAUCUCUGUGACGCUGAACACAGAACAAGCAGCUUUCACCCGCGACGCCCUGAGCAAGGCCCUGUACGGCAGGCUGUUCGACCACCUGGUGGAGACUGUAAACAAAGCGAUGGUGAAGCAGACUGAGGAGCUGAACAUCGGAGUUUUGGACAUUUAUGGAUUUGAGAUUUUCCAGAAAAACGGAUUCGAACAGUUUUGUAUCAACUUUGUGAACGAGAAACUGCAGCAAAUUUUCAUCGAGCUCACGCUGAAGGCCGAGCAGGAGGAGUACGUACAGGAGGGGAUCCAGUGGACGCCCAUCGACUAUUUCAACAACAAAGUGGUGUGUGACCUCAUCGAGUCAAAGAGCCCGCCUGGUGUGAUGUGUGUCCUGGACGACGUUUGUGCGACGAUGCACGCCAAAGGAGAAGGAGCCGACAUCACACUCCUGCAGAAACUACAAGGACAGAUGGGGUCACUUGAACACUUCAGCAGCUGGAACCAGGGCUUCAUCAUCCACCACUACGCGGGCAAGGUGUCCUAUGACGUCAGUGGAUUCUGUGAGAGAAACAGAGACGUUCUGUUCAGCGACAUCAUCGAGCUGAUGCAGAGCAGCGAGUUUCCUUUCAUCAGAGCUCUGUUUCCGGAAAACCUGGAGGCCGAGAAACGAGGACGUCCUUCAACUGUGGGCUCCAAGAUCAAGAAACAGGCCAACGCUCUGGUCAGCGCGCUCACUAAGUCGGCGCCGCACUACGUUCGCUGCAUCAAACCAAACGAGACCAAGAAACCUGGAGACUGGGAACAGAAGAGAGUGCGGCACCAGGUGGAGUAUCUGGGACUGAGAGAGAACAUCCGGGUCCGCAGGGCCGGGUUUUCAUACCGACGGGUCUUCAACAAGUUCAUCCAGAGGUUUGCGAUCCUGACGCCACAGACGUUCCCGGCGUGGAGGGGCGACCUGCGGGAGGGAGUCCUGGUUCUGCUGAGGUCUGUGAACAUGGACCAAGACCAGUACCAGCUUGGGACCAGCAAGGUCUUCAUCAGAGCACCUGAGUCGCUGUUCCUGUUGGAGGAGAUGCGUGAGCGGAAGUACAAUGGUUUUGCUCGAGUGAUUCAAAAAGCCUGGAGGAGACACACGGCGGUGAGGAAGUACGUCCAGAUGAGACAAGAGGCCUCAGACCUCCUCCUGAACCAUAAGCAGCGUCGCAGGAACAGUCUGAACAGGAACUUUGUUGGAGACUACAUUGGUCUGGACCAGAGACCGGAGCUUCAGACCUUCAUCCCCCGAAGAGAGAGACCAGAGUUCUGCCACAUGGUCCUCAAGUACGACCGCCGCUUCAGGAGUGUGAAGCGGGAUCUCAUCCUGACCUCUAAAUGUUUGUACCUGAUUGGUCGAGAGAAAGUGAAGCAGGGGCGGGACAAAGGCCAGAUCCAGGAAGUCCUUAAAAGGAAGAUCGAGAUUCCGGACGUCCAAUCAGUGUCUCUGAGCUGUCUCCAGGACGACCUGUUCAUCGUUCAUGAGUCUCACUACGACAGUGUUCUGCAGAGCGUCUUUAAAACUGAGUUUCUGAGUUUGUUAAUGAAGAGAUUCACAGAAGGGACGGGGAAGAAGCUGCCUCUGAAGUUCAACAACCUGCUGGAGUUUAAGGUGAAGAAAGGCGGCUGGGGCCCGUUCGGCUCCGCAGGGUCUCGGCAGAUCCAGUUCUCUCUCGGAGACGGAGACCAGAUGGUCCUGAAGCCGAGUGGGAAGGUCCUGCUGGUCACCAUCGGACCUGGACUUCCUGCAAACUCAAGACCGACCCGGAAGGACAUCAGGAAGAGCCGCCACAUUAGCCCCGCCCACAACCCCGCCUCCAAGCAGCGGCCGAGCUCAGGUGCAGUUCACAGACGCACCUCCAGGGGGCUCUCUCUGCGACAGUCUUCUAUGGAGCAGCCCACUCUCCCCCGUCACCACGGCAACCGCCAGAGCCUCCAGUCGCCACAGCAACCACAGGACCGCGCCUUCAUGGACGUCCCUGAGACCGGAGCCGCCGGUGAGCAGAGGAGCAGGACCUCAAUCAGACCGGACCCCGGUCAGGGGAGACCUAAACCCAGUCCCAGACCCAGACCCCGUGGUCCUCAGUGCAGAGCGUUCUGGGCGUACGACGCUCAGGACACCGACGAACUCAGCUUCAACGCCGACGACGUCAUCGACAUCCUGUCAGAGGAUGCCAGCGGGUGGUGGUUCGGGCGUCUUCGUGGUCGUGAGGGAAUGUUUCCUGGAAACUAUGUGGAGAAAAUCUGA